CGCAGCCGCCACCACGGCCGGACGGGGCGGGGGUGGGGAUUCCGGUGCUGCGGCCUCCGCCAUCACCUUCCUGCCUGCGUCUCCAGGGCUCUCGCUCUGACCGCCAUGGAGCAGGGCUGGGCCCCCAAGGCGACAGCCGCUGCCUCCACCUUGUGAGGCGUAGCCGCUGCCACAGUCGCCUCCUCCGAGGGCCUCUGGGGUUUCCUGGGCCUCGCUUCUCGCCGCCGCCCGUCGGCUCCUCGCCUUCUGGGCCGCUCCUCUGUCCUCCAGCUCGGCCCCUCGGGGCCAGGCCUGGAUGUGCGCUUCGUGAGAGGCCCAGGCCGAAUCGAAGGCCCGCGGCCCGGGAAGCCGCCACCGCGACCGCCACCGUCACCGGGACAUGGUUUGGGCCUAGCGGAGCCGGGACAGGAGGGAAUCUAGAACAACAGCAAAGCUGAGGUCAAACUGCCAUACAGGAUGGACACCAAGGAAGCUGUGUUGGGAACAAAAAGAAAUCAAAAUAAGCAACAUGAACCGUGAAGACCGGAAUGUGCUUCGUAUGAAAGAAAGGGAAAGGCGAAAUCAGGAAAUUCAUCAGGGUGAAGAAGCCUUCCCACCUAACUCUCCUCUCUUUGCUGAACCAUACAAAGUUACUAGCAAAGAAGACAAAUUAUCUAGUCGUAUUCAGAGCAUGCUUGGAAACUACGAUGACUCCUACGAAAUGAAGGAUUUUAUAGGAGACAGAUCUCUACAAAAGCUUGUUGCAAUUCCCAAACCUACCAUACCAUCAACAACAGAUGAAAAACCAAAUCCAAGUUUCUUUAGUGAACACAGACAUGGUAGCUCUCAUCAGAGCAGCAAAUGGACUCCUGUAGGACCAGCACCUAGCACUUCUUCCCAGUCACAGAAACGGUCUUCAGGUUUACAGAGUGGACACACUAGCCAACGGACCAGUGGAAGUGGCAGUAACAGCACUAGCAGUGUUGGUCAGAGGCAUGACCGUGAAGCAUAUAGUAGUAGUGGCGGUGGUGGUAGCCGUAAAAAAAGCCAGCACGGAUCAGAACACUCCAAAUCUCGUUCUUCCAGUCCUGGAAAACCACCUGCUGUUUCUUCAUUAAGCUCUAGUCAUUCCAGAGCUCAUGGGAAUGAUCACCACAGCAAGGAGCAGCGUUCUAAGUCACCACGGGAUCCUGAUGCAAAUUGGGACUCGCCUUCUCGUGUUCCUUCAUUUUCAAGUGGACAGCACUCUAGCCAGUCUUUUCCACCCUCGUUGAUGUCAAAGUCAAACUCAAUGUUACAGAAACCUACUGCCUACGUAAGGCCCAUGGACGGACAGGAGUCCAUGGAACCAAAGCUAACCUCUGAGCACUACAGCAGCCAAUCCCACAGCAACAACAUGAGUGAGCUGAAGCCUAGUAGCAAAGCACAUCUAACCAAACUGAAAAUACCUUCCCAACCAUUAGAUGCGUCUGCAUCUGGUGAUGUGAGCUGUGUGGAUGAAAUUCUUAAAGAGAUGACCCACUCAUGGCCUCCCCCUUUAACUGCAAUUCACACACCAUGUAAAACAGAACCUUCUAAAUUUCCUUUUCCGACAAAAGAAUCUCAGUCAAAUUUCGGCCCUGGAGAACAAAAAAGAUACAAUCCUUCAUCUAAAACUUCAAAUGGGCAUCAGUCCAAAUCUAUGUUAAAGGAUGAUUUAAAACUUAGCAGCAGUGAAGAUAGCGAUGGAGAACAGGAUUGUGAUAAAACUGUGCCAAGGAGUACACCGGGAAGUAAUUCUGAACCUUCACACCACAAUAGUGAAGGAGCAGAUAAUUCCAGGGAUGACUCCAGUAGCCAUAGUGGAUCUGAAAGCAGCUCUGGAUCUGACUCGGAGAGUGAAAGUAGUUCCAGUGACAGUGAAGCCAAUGAGCCAUCACAGAGUGCAUCUCCUGAGCCUGAACCACCGCCAACAAAUAAAUGGCAGCUUGACAAUUGGUUGAAUAAAGUGAAUCCACAUAAAGUGUCACCGGCUUCUUCUGUAGAUAGUAAUAUCCAAUCUUCUCAAGGUUAUAAAAAGGAAGGUCGGGAACAAGGGCCAGGAAGUGGCUACAUUGAGCAAAAUGGACCUAAGGAGUCCAGUUCUUCUACUCCCGGUCGGGAUUCCAAAACUAUUCAAAAAGGAUCAGAGAGUGGUCGUGGGAGACAAAAGUCCCCAGCACAGAGUGAUAACACUACACAGCGAAGAACUGUAGGAAAAAAACAACCUAAAAAAACAGAGAAGGCAGGUGUAGAAGAGCCUCGAGGGGGCCUAAAAAUAGAAAGUGAAACCCCUGUAGACAUGACAACAAGUAUGCCCUCCAACAGACACAAGGCAGCCACAAAAGGCUCAAGAAAACCCAAUAUAAAGAAGGAGCCCAAAUCUUCCCCUAGAUCUACAACAGAAAAAAAGAAGUAUAAGUCAACAAAUAAACCUUCACAAAAAUCUAGAGAAAUCAUAGAAACAGAUACUUCAUCCUCUGAUUCUGAUGAAAGUGAGGGCCUUUUUCCUUCUUCACAAACUCCUAAGUAUCCUGAGAGCAACAGAACUCCUGUUAAACCCUCCUCAGUAGAGGAGGAGGACAGCUUUUUUCGGCAAAGAAUGUUCUCUCCUAUGGAAGAGAAGGAACUCCUUUCCCCACUUAGUGAUCCUGAUGACAGGUAUCCUCUUAUUGUGAAGAUUGAUCUGAAUCUCUUGUCAAGAAUACCAGGGAAGCCUUACAAAGAAAUGGAGCCCCCCAAGGUAGAAAAGAAAAAUGUGCCUGAGAAGCACACAAGAGAGCCCCAGAAACAAGUCUCAGAUAAAGGUUCCACCAAGGGGAAGAGGAAACAUAAGAAUGAUGACGAUAACCGAGCCUCUGAGAGCAAGAAACCUAAGAUUGAGGAAAAGAGUUCAUCAGGCCAUAAGGCGUCCAGCAGCAGAGAGUCAUCCAAACAGAGUGUUGUGAAAGAGAAGGACCCAUUGCCUUCUCCUGCUGGGCCUAUUCCCCUAAAAGACUCAAAAACUGAGCAUGGAUCCAGGAAGAGAACAGUCAGCCAGUCAUCUUCCUUAAAAUCUACUAAUAGCAGCAACAAGGAAAGUGGUAGUAAAAAUAGCUCGUCCACUUCCAAGCAGAAAAAGACAGAAGGGAAAGUCUUUAGUGGUUCCAAGGAAGCCAAGGAAAAGGUUCCAAGUAGUUCUUCAAAUUAUCCUCCAGCUACACAAAUUCCUGAUGGCUCUAAAACGCGCAGAGCAAAGCUUGCCUUUGAUGACAGGAGUUAUUCAGCAGACCAUUAUUUACAAGAAGCUAAAAAGCUGAAGCACAAUGCGGAUGCAUUGUCUGAUAGGUUUGAGAAAGCUGUCUAUUAUCUUGAUGCUGUGGUAUCCUUCAUUGAAUGUGGGAACGCUUUGGAGAAAAAUGCUCAGGAAUCCAAAUCUCCAUUCCCUAUGUAUUCAGAGACUGUGGAGCUAAUUAAAUACACUAUGAAGCUGAAGAAUUACUUGGCACCAGAUGCUACAGCUGCAGAUAAAAGACUGGCAGUUCUUUGCCUUCGAUGCCAGUCCUUAUUGUACCUGAGGUUAUUUAAACUGAAGAAGGAGAAUGCUUUGAAAUACUCAAAAACAUUAACUGAACAUUUAAAGAAUUCCUAUAAUAAUUCUCAGGCUCCAUCACCUGGCAUGGGAAGCAAAGCUUUUGGGAUGCCUUCCCCAGUUUCUCCAAAGCUCUCUCCUGGCAAUUCAGGAAAUUACACUUCAGGGGCAAGCAGCACUUCAGGGAGCAGUUCUUCAGUAACUAUUCCACAGAAAAUCCACCAGAUGGCAGCCAGCUAUGUUCAGGUCACAUCCAACUUCCUUUAUGCCACUGAAAUCUGGGACCAAGCUGAACAGCUUUCUAAAGAGCAAAAAGAGUUCUUUGCUGAGCUGGAUAAAGUUAUGGGCCCUCUCAUCUUUAAUUCAAGCAUCAUGACAGACCUGGUUCGUUACACCCGGCAGGGACUUCACUGGCUCCGUUUGGAUGCCAAGUUGGUAUCUUGAACUGAAGGAUUCUUACCCAGAACAUAUUCUUGUUGCCUCUGAUUUUUCUCCACAACACUGUGUCAUAUCAAUAAGGAAGACUGCCAUAACACUGCUUAGUCAACACUAAGAGCAAGCAAUGCUUCUGCCUCACUGUCUCAUGUACAAGUUGUGUUUUUGGUUUUUGUUAUUUUAUUGUUAUUUUUUAAACCCAAAGCCAUCAUGUUAAUGGACUCCUAAGGUAUUCCCUAUUUGGAAAGUUAUUUAAGUAUUUUUACAUCUGCAGCAUAUUAAUAAGAUGCAGUUUUAACUAAUCUGAAAUGGGAUUGAAAUUCUAGUUGUAAUGCAUAAGUAAUCAAUUUAAAUCAUAUUUAUUUUAAUUUUUAACUGUCCAGUUUGGUGGGACUAUUUUAAUAAUUAUUUCUACCUAUAAGUUUAUCCUACCAAAUGCUUAGCAGAAAUUUCAUGCAGACACUUUUAUUUAUGUACUUUAAACUUUGUUCUCAGUAAUGUCUCCAUGUGAUAAAGCUUGUAAAAGAGGAUCAUUAUAUUCUCAAAUGUAGAGACAUGUAUUUAACAUGUCUGCCGCCUCCUACUCAAAUCUUAAAUGACAACUACAGUUUUAGUAUUGCAGAAUUUGUACUUAAUGUUAAGGAAAAGGACCCAGAAAGGUUCUUAAACAUGUGAAAAGAAAUUUAAAUAUUAGAAUAUAGCAUUCUAGAUUGGGGGAAAAUCAUGUUUGAUUCAAGAUGCAUUAUUAUUUCAAGAAUCAUGAUCACACUUAAUAAUACCAUAGCAGUCUCACAGUGUUACAGUUACUUACAUUUAAUGAAUUAUAAAAGAGAUCAGGUAAGAACAUGGACUCUGGGAGAUGUGCAUCAUACAGAAGUUUUGUUUUUAUUUUUACUGAAAGGACAAUCUUGAACCUUUUUAGUUUUGUUGAAACUUUAUUCUCUUUGUUUUUGUCAGUUGAUACUGCAUUGGAACAGUAUCAUUUGCCAUUGAAAAAAUGGGUUAGAGAACUCCUUAGAGUUAUCACCUCUGUCUCUUCCAAUGAGUGAGAAAUUAGAUAUUUUGUUCAAACAUUCA
Molecule: messenger RNA, 5080 nt
Organism: Trichosurus vulpecula (common brushtail)
Lineage: Eukaryota; Metazoa; Chordata; Mammalia; Diprotodontia; Phalangeridae
Gene: AFF4
Product: AF4/FMR2 family member 4
Exons: 22
Coding region: 509-4012 (1167 amino acids)
Biological process (GO): regulation of gene expression
Cellular component (GO): super elongation complex; nucleus
Source: RefSeq, a predicted model, not a curated record